AUGGCACGCGAUCAGGAGCUCGUCUCCCUUUCCUCGUUUGGCAAGGACCUCCUGGCCAGCGGCAUCUUUACAUCUCUGGGCGCACCAAACUUUGCCGACAAAAAUGUCAAAGGCCCUUCUCGCAGGAUCCUGGAAAUUGCCCCGGAUGAAACCUUUUCCCCACAGCCAGCCAGUCCGGCUACAUGGAUAGGUCUGUCGACCCUUUCGGCUGUGACAUCAGCAUAUGCAGACUCUCCUGAAUCUCCCGAGCAGCUCAUCGUUGGGGGUGCUGAGGUGCAAAAUGUGUCACUUGUUAUGGAAGACGAGCACGGCACUUACAAUGAUUUGAAGGUGAUGCCUGUUCCCGUCUCGGGGGCCAAGAGCAGUGGGGGGUCUCUGCUUGUUGCCCCGGUCGGAGGAUCUAAGCAGAUCGCUGCUCAGCAGAUGCUUUUGCUACCGGCCAAGGCGGAUUCUGAUCUCUCGUUUUCCGAUGAUAGCAAGCCUUUGCCGUUGGCAGAGCUAGAAAAGGCAAUGAAGGAGUCUAAGGGGAAGGUCGGUGUGAUGCCUGUUGGUUCCUUUGCUCUCAGUGGUGACAUCGAGAACUUCUUUGGCGUCGAGGGGGUUACCGGCAAGCUGUAUUGUUACAAGUGUGAUGGGGAGGUGAAUGACGAACAGGAGGAGAAACCAAUCAAUGAAAAGGUUAGGCUGCAAGACAUGGAAUCACCCCUAGGAAUCUUCUUCCCCGAGAUCGAAAACAAGAUGAUCAAAGCUUUGCCCCUCAAGAACCUGGAGUUUACUUUCAGCAACACCGAAAAGGAGAUUCUGCUGCCGCAUGGGCUCCGUCUGCAAGGUGACCUGGAGUUGAAGGAUGGACUGCAGUGGAUUUCCGAUGGCUUGAAGAAUGUUUUUGGCGGUGACAAGGCCACAGAGCUGCCGUCAAAGAUACGGGUCAGUGCCCUCUUGGCGAAGGAGAGAGACUGGACGAAGAAGCCCAAGAUCGAGGGUAUCGUUCUUCAAACCUUUCUCGAUGAGAUGAAGCUGCCUGCGUGGGACUUUUUGGAAUUUCAAACAGCGGGUAUCGAGCUGUCUGCGAGGAAGGAAACCGCGAAAAAUGACAUCCAGGAGGAUCCGGAGAAGGACAAGAAAGAGGACGCUGAGAAGGGAGAAGAAGGGGAGGGAGACGGCAAGUCAAAGGAAAUUAUAAGCAAGAAAGAAACGGCCUCGAAUACCCCCACGAUGAAGGAUGAUGCCACGGAGGAGAAGCGCCAAGCAGAAGAGAAGCAGAGCAAGGAGAAGAAAAAGUGGAAGGUAGGUUUUGGGCUGUUUGGCAAGCUCAAUAUUACCAAAGUACCCAAGUCACCGGUGCCCCUGGAGGCAAGAUAUUGGAUUCGCAUGGGCGACUGGAAAGAGGAGAAGAAGAAGGAGGAGGAGGAGGAGGAGGAGGAGGAGGAGGAGGAGGAGGAAGAAGAGGAUGAAGUGGAGGACGAUGACGAGGACAAAAAAUUAGAGAAGCCAGGCGGCGGAGAAGGUAAGGAAACUGACGAUGCGGAAGAGAACAGGCCCGCAGAAAGAGGAAAGCAAUACGAAGUGUUAAUCGCGGUCGGCGAAUGGAAGGACUUUUGUGCCAUUUCGAAUCUUGACAUGAAAGAAGCCCAGUUGCACGCAUUCUUCAAACCCGGCGAAUUCCGGAAAUCUUGCACAUUGGCUGUCACUGGAUCCCUCGAGUUUGCCCAAGGGUGUCUUGACAAGGAUGACGAGGAAAAGGACGAGAAGAAAGAGGAAGAAGGGGAGAAAGAGGAAGAAGGGGAGAAAGAGGAGAAGCCCAAGAAUGCGACCUUAGCAAUCGAGGGAGUUCUAUCUAGAGAGGACUACCAUUUUGAUGCCAAGGUGGGAAAUUUGAAGCUCGAUUCGAUAUUGAAGAUAUAUGCUCAGAUCACCGGGGCUGAACCAUCGAAGGAAGCCAAAGAGCAUGACCUGAUCUUUGAAGAGCUGCAUUUGAAUAUUAGCCGCAAGCUGAAGAGUAAGGAAAAGGCCAUAGAGGACAAGAAGAAUUUAAAGGAGAAAAAGGAAGAAGAACAGGAAGGAGAACAGGAAGGAGAACAGGAAGAAGAACAGGAAGAAGAAAAGGAAGAACAGCCUUCCACUUGCCUGGAGCUCUCCGGCAAAGUCAGCUUCAACGAUUGCAAGAGUGUUCACGGUUUGAUCAAAAUUGACACUAUCUCCGGCCUCACUAUCCAGGGCGGAGUCGAGGAUUACAAGAUCAAGGAUGCUGAUGUUACAAUUAAAGAAGCUAGUAUCGACAUCUUCAUUGGAGCAAAACCAAAACAGGCUAAGGACACCUCGAAGACAACCAAGCCCAAACUCGAGGCAGAUACCAAAGACGGAAAAGAAGCUGGCGAGGGCAAGGUGGAGGUCUUCAACCGAGCAAGCAAAUUUGCCAUCAAAGGCCGGGUUGAUUUCAGUGGUAUAACUGUGACGGUUGCUUUUAUGACUGAGCGCAAUGAAACCAACGCCAAUUCAAAGAAGUCGUCUGAGCGGGAAUGGGUCUUGUUUGGUAUCUACGAAGGGAGCUUGCACCUAGGAAAGAUGUGCGAUAUUAUGGAAGGCCCCAUGGCUGAUCUCGAACUGGAAAAUGUUGCUCUCAUCGCGGCAUCUGGCGAGAACAAGACAAUCGAGGCGUUGAACAAGCUUAAGUAUCCUGUACGAAAGGGAAUUUCGCUAUGUGCCACAAUCCCACCUCUGCCUGAGCUGAACAACUUCGCUAAGCAGAAGGUGGACGGACUGGUUCUCGUUGCAACUAUACAAAAGCAAAAGCUGGAGCUCGGCAUCCAGUUGCCCAGGGCAUUUGAUGUCACCAUUACUGAUAGUGUCAAACUUUGUGAGAUUGGAAUUGGCAUUGAAAUCAGCAAGACUCCUAGCUUGAUGGUCAUGGGCACUUUGAACAUCGUCAUGGAUGUAGACCAGGAUCCUUUGCUCCUAGAGGGCAUGGUGAAAGCUGGCCUACUCAGUUCAUCGGCUUCGAUUGCCACUAAGUCGCCAUGGGUGAACCCAUUGAACAUCAGUAAACAUGUUACCAUCGCCGACUUCAGAGUCGAGAUUGAAAUUACUUAUGCCACCGUCAUGGAGCUUGGACCAUCCAAACUGGGCCUUGCUGGAGAUAUCGAGGUAGGAGACCUUACUGCUGGAGCGGCCAUGCAGAUCAGCCACCACCCUGGUGAGCAGGUUAUAUCAGCCAAUAUCUCCAAGGUGGAUCUAGUCGAAAUCAUCCGUGUUGCCGGCCAGGUCGCCGAAAUCCAAGUCUUGCAAGAUAUCCGUGGUGGUGAGGAUACGUUUGUUUUUACUGAUGCCAACAUGUAUUUCUCCACCGGGGGAACCAUAGCCGGGAGAGAGUACCCACAGGGUAUAUCAGCCGGCGGGAAGCUGACGGCGUUUGGGAAGACGGCCCAGUUUGACCUAAGCAUUGGCAAGGCUGGUCUGGAUUUCCAAGCGCAUAUCGAUAAUUUCAGUCUCGGGCCCUUGGUCGUCUCAUCCGCUAGUGGAGAUCCCCGCGCCAAGAUGAUCGUGCUGAUGACCAAAGAGAAACAAGUGAUCCAGGUGGACGGAAUGGUGAGAUGCUUUGGAAUUGGGUUUGCCACCUUAGUCGACAUCCAAAUAGGAACCGAAACCCCGUCUUUUGAUGCGCGUAUUGCCGUGGCGUUUACCGACGCCUUUAUAAUCAGUCUACAGGCGACAGUGGAUGACUUUAAGGAGGUCAAGGAUCUAGCAACAAAGGAUUUAUAUUUCCAAGCCCAGAUCAAAGGUGAUUUAUUUGACAUGAUCUGUGAAAGUAUCAAGAGCUUGCUCCAGACGCUUGAGAAGCUGGGUACCGAGGGUAUUGAAUCUCUUCAGAAACUUAUUGGAGCGCAGAUUGCAGAAAGACAGGCCGAAAUGAACCAACAAAAGCAAAAGCUCGACGAAGCACGGCAGAAGGUAGACGAGCAGCGAAAGGCGCGCCAACACGAUAUGAAAAAGGAAAGAGAUAAACGCGACGAGGCAAAGAGAGAAAUAGAACGGCUGCAGGACGAAGUGACCAAAGCCAAGCAAAAUAAGGCUCAAGCUGAAGCUGAACUGAAAGAAAAAGUCGACAAGCUUAAACUCGAAAAAGAAUCCCUUAUCCAAAAGAAGAGAAAGGAGUAUAAUGACAAGCUGGAGAAGGCUAAGCAAGAGCAAGCAGACAAUCAAAGGGAGUUAGAGCGGCUGAGACAACAACAGAGAGAUAGAUACGGCACCGAUUUCCUCAAGAAGGUCGAACUUGCUAAAGGAGCCUAUUAUGAAAAAGAAAGGAUCUUACGGCAAGCGUGGGAGAAUGUUGCGCGGCUCCGUCGGGCGGUUGAGCGGGCAAGUUUCUUUGAGAAGAUACCCUUGGGGGUGGAACUCGCGGCAGCCGAAAUUGCUCAUGAAGCUGCUAAGGUUGUACUCGGUGGAUAUCUCGAAGCUGCCAAGGUGCUUGAAGACACCGCUAAUUCCGAAGCCUUUCAAUCCAUCGUCAGAGCCAUUGAAGAUACAGAAAAAGCGGUGGAACGCGCGGCAAAUGGAAUUGACAAACUUCUCAGCGGAGGCGGUCUUGACGGAUUUCUUAGAUCCUUUAUCGACACCGAAGAAGCCAAGAUCGAAGCAGCUAUAAAAGCUCUCCAGGCAAUGCAGAAUGAGAACAACCAGUAUCAAAGGGCUAUUCGGGAGGCGCAGCACAUCCUUGACCAGAACGCACCCGACCUAGAAGACCAGAUAGCGCAGGCCGAUGAGAAUAUCAAAUCCCUCGAAGAGGAUGCAAUGUUGGCAGAUCUUGAGCGAAAAUAUAACUAUCAGCUUGAGGUCCACAACAAAGUACACAACACCAUCCAACAAAUGCAGGCUGGACUAGAGACACUCAAGGAGAACUGGCAAAAAGGGAUGCACGCGUUGGAGGACGUGCUUAAUGAGAUCCAAAAGAAAAUCAAUGCCAUCUUUCACAUUGAGAGAAUCGAGGUGGGAAUCCACACUCAUGCGUUGAUCGACGACAAACCCCUAGUCUUCAAAUUCCAAGGCACGGUGGCCAACAAGCCUUUUGAAAUCAAGGCACAAUGGGCGCCAGGCAAUGAUCUCAGCCGUUUGUACAAGGGAGUCACCAGUGAGAUUCUGAAGCUUGCGGUGUGA
Molecule: messenger RNA, 5151 nt
Organism: Aspergillus pseudotamarii
Lineage: Eukaryota; Fungi; Ascomycota; Eurotiomycetes; Eurotiales; Aspergillaceae
Exons: 11
Coding region: 1-5151 (1716 amino acids)
Source: RefSeq, a predicted model, not a curated record